This is a messenger RNA of Phalacrocorax carbo (great cormorant), 612 nucleotides long. The record is from RefSeq and is a predicted model, not a curated record. NCBI's taxonomy places the organism in Eukaryota, Metazoa, Chordata, Aves, Suliformes, Phalacrocoracidae.
GCCGUGAAGAAGGGGCGGGGCGCGGCGGCUGGGAGCCCGCAGCUUCGCUCCGCCGCCAGCCCGGCCAUGGCGUACGGUGGCCUGACUGUGCCUAUCAUCGUCAUGAGCGUUUUCUGGGGGGUGGUCGGCGGCGUCCUGCCGUGGCUCAUACCCAAGGGGCCGAACCGCGGUGUUAUCAACACAAUGCUGGUGACAUGUGCUGUUUGCUGCUACCUGUUUUGGCUGAUUGCGAUUCUGGCUCAACUCAACCCUCUCUUUGGGCCGCAGUUAAGCAAUGAAACAAUCUGGUACCUUAAAUCUCACUGGCCUUAAGGAUGUCUGUCCUCUGCUGCAAUUUAUUGACUAGGUAAAGAAGAGAUCUCCCCCAGGAGAAAAACUCCACUGACCCAAAGAUGCCCUUAACAUAGUUGGUUGGAUACCAAGCCUGCAUUAAUGCCUUAAACUUUCUGUUGCUCUUCAAAUGGCUUGUUCAAAGCCCUGUAUUUUUUCUUCCUACUAUACCGUUUAACAGUGUGCCUAAUGCAAUUUAUACUCAUCUUUGGUACUGUAAAUUUUUGUCUGUUAACUUCAGGUGUGAUGAAAAUUUAUGAAGUUUUUGUUUCAUACUGUGAA